Messenger RNA from Rotaria socialis, 917 nucleotides. NCBI's taxonomy places the organism in Eukaryota, Metazoa, Rotifera, Eurotatoria, Philodinida, Philodinidae. The record is from the annotation of a GenBank genome assembly.
AUGAAUGGUCAAUUAUAUUUUAGCAUCUUACAAACGGAACUGAAGCGUUCCAUGGCAAAAUUUCCGAAGAAAACUAAAAUGAUUUACCGACAAGAUCUUGCACCAUGGCAUACGUCGGGCAUAGUCAAAGAUAAAAUCACUAAAUUGAAACUGAAUGUACUUGAUUGGGCUCCAAAACGUCCUGACUUGAACCCGAUAGAAAUGUUGUGGUCAAUUAUAGACAAGAAGCUGGCAUCGAAACCAAUUUAUUCUAGAGCGUCCGCGGUGGAGCGGCUUCAAGAAGAAUGGGACAACAUCGAUCAAGAUUUGUGCAUAAAAUUGGUGGAAUCAAUGCCCGAGCGCAUACAAAAAUGUUUAAAAGCAAAAGGUGGACAUUUCUUGUAAAUAAAAUUGUAUUUUUGUUGAUUAUUUUCUAAAUAAAUUAGUGAAACUGAAAAGUGCCUUAAAAUUUUGUCCUCCACUAUAUAUAUGAACGUAUAAGAAAAGAAAAAUCAGUUUAAUUUCGAUCUAUACUAUAAAUGAAAUACUGUAUCAAUACAAAUUACCGAUUAAAUAAAUUUGAUUAAGUAAAAUAAUCAAAAGCUAUAGUCAUUGUUCGAAUAUGAAUUCGAAUUACAACCAAGGGGGAAAGUGCAGGUUUGGAACCCCCAGCACCUCAGCACCUUUUCAGCACCUUCAGCACCUUCAGCACCUUUUCGGCACCUUCAGCACCCGCAGCACCUUUUCUAUAGCGAGAUUUACUUCAGUCGUAUGGAAAUGAAUCGGAAAAACUACUUUCAUUUUCAAUAGUAGAGGUGAAUUUUUUCUUGAAUUAUUCACAGAAUCUGAAUGAGAUUUAUUUCAGAAUAAAAAAGUCAACAGAAAAAGAAAACCAUCCUUCGAAAGUAACCGUAUAUCAAAUUGCAAUAUGAUAUACC